This is a messenger RNA of Hippocampus comes (tiger tail seahorse), 2005 nucleotides long. It is a transcript of the gene micu3a, whose product is annotated as mitochondrial calcium uptake family, member 3a. The coding region runs from base 208 to 1671 and encodes 487 amino acids. The record is from RefSeq and is a predicted model, not a curated record. Gene Ontology annotation, molecular function: calcium ion binding. Lineage: Eukaryota; Metazoa; Chordata; Actinopteri; Syngnathiformes; Syngnathidae. Gene Ontology annotation, biological process: mitochondrial calcium ion homeostasis; calcium import into the mitochondrion. Gene Ontology annotation, cellular component: uniplex complex. The transcript has 15 exons.
AAAUAUUAUUAACGGUGUAAACUCUUAUUCCUUGACUUAAAUAAAGUUUAGCUUUUGGAUCGGUUUUCAUAAGCGUUUCUUAAUGGGCAGCGCUUUCCCUGUUUUGGCAUUCAUCACUUCUCGCGAUAGAGUCCAAGUCACGCGAUAGCUCCAAACAGUCCGCAAAGUUCUGACCACACCAGCUUAGCCGCAUCAUAAACAGCAGCAAUGGCCGCCUUCCGCAGAGUGGCUUCGUUGGCCGCUAAGCUUACCCUGCGCUCGGUGUCGAGAAACGAGCUGACCGGGCGUCACACUGCCUCAGGCGCGCGGAAGUGUCUCACUUUCGGGCUUUGUCUUGCGACGGGAGGUGCCGUGGCACUUUACUUCUACGAGGACAUGAUUAACCGCCGAGGCUGGAGGAGGAAGAUGGUGACUCGCAGCAUCCACGGUUUGUUGCCAUCCAUCCCAGCCGUUGAAGCCAAAGAGAAGGCACAUCCGAUGGACUUUGAGGAGGGAGAUGUGCACAUGUCGAGCCACGAGCAUCGUUUCCGUAUGUUUAGCUCUGUGGAGUAUGACGGGCAGCUCUACAUGACUCCUCAGAACUUUAUUGAGUCAGUCACUAUGAGUGAACCAAGGAACAAGAGGCCCUGGAGGUCCCUGACCAAACAGGAGCUAGAGAAAAUCCUCUCAGAUACUCCCCCGGUAUGGAGAGGAUCGUCCAAGCUAUUCCGCAACCUGAGAGAACGAGGUAUCAUCUCAUACACAGAGUACCUGUUCCUGCUCUGCAUCCUGACAAAGCCCCAUGCUGGUUUUAAGAUUGCUUUCAAUAUGUUUGAUGCAGACGGCAACCAGAUGGUGGACAAGAGGGAGUUCUUGGUGCUUCAAGAGAUCUUCCGGAAGAAAAAUGAGAAGAAGGGGAGGAAAGGGAAUGCUGAGAAGUCUGCACAGUUGAGUAUGCAGCUGUAUGGAUAUCAGGUUGCCCCCAUGAACAGCGUGCUAAAAAAAGACAGUCAGGAGUUUGUGGCGCGGAGUUACUGGGACGUUCUAAGGCGAGGCGCCAGCCAAAUCCUCUUUUCUGACCUGGCGGAGCGUGCAGAUGAGAGUCUAACUAUUGACACCACCCUUCUGGUUCAUUUCUUCGGGAAGAAAGGGAAGGCUGAGCUCACUUUUGAUGACUUUUAUAGGUUCAUGGAUAACCUCCAGACUGAAGUACUGGAGAUUGAAUUUCUGACCUACUCUAAAGGAAUGGCCACCAUCAGUGAAGAGGACUUUGCCAAGAUUCUCUUGCGCUUCACCAACGUGGAGAAUAUUGGUGCCUACCUGGAAAAUGUUCGACAAAGCAUACCUGAUGAAAAGGGAAUCACUUUUGAUGAGUUCCGCUGCUUCUUCCAAUUUCUCAACAACCUAGAGGACUUUGCCAUUGCCAUGCAGAUGUACAAUUUUGCUUCUCGCUCCAUCGGGCAAGAUGAGUUUGCGAGAGCAGUAUAUGUGGCCACAGGUCUCAAGCUGACACGGCACUUGGUAAACACUAUCUUCAAGAUCUUUGACGUGGAUCACGAUGACCAGCUCUCUUAUAAGGAGUUCAUUGGCAUCAUGAAGGACAGGCUGCACCGAGGCGCCAGGGGAUACAAAGCAAUGGAGCGCGCCAUCUCCUUUCGAUCCUGUUUGAAAAGAGAGCUGGCAAGCAGGUGAAUGCCCCAUGCUGCAACUCCUUUCCCCACUGUGUUAUCUCUGAAGCCAAGAGACAAAUAGACCGGUCCUGGAUGGGAGACAUAGUUACUGAGUGUAGGAGCAAUGCUGGAGAACUGGUCACGUGCACACCAUUUUUACUUCAAAUCUACAGAUGAAAUAUACUGAAAGUUUUGAAAAUGUUCUACUAAAUAAUUUCACAUGAAAAAAGUUCAGGGCGGCACGAUGGUCAUCUGGUUAGCACCUCACCGUGCUGAAGUUUUGAUUCCAGGCUCUGGCCUUCCUGUAUGGAGUUUGCAUGUUCUCCCCGUACCUGCAUGGGUUUUCCCCGGGGACU